UACCUGUUUCAGUUCUGGUAUCCUGUGCAUCGGGUGAGGAAUAUUUUCGUCAAAAUGCAUUUGGAUCUUUUGUUGUUGAAUGAAAUCUUGACAUUUUGAUCAGUUCAGUAUAUAUAAUCUAUAGCAUUCGGUAUAUAUAUAAUCCAAUACUUUUGGUUGUUAAGCAAAAUAUUUGAAGAUGACUCUAGAAGAAUACACGUUGGAAGAGAAAGAAGCAAUUGAAGAGUUGAGGCGCAGACUGGAAGGUGAAAUGAGUCAAGAAAUGUUUGAAGAUGAUAAUAUGUUUAUUCGCUUUCUGAGAGCUCGAAACUUCAACAUGAAUCCGGCUGAGACGAUGCUGCGAAAUCAUAUUGCAUGGAAAAAAGCAAAUAAUAUCGACACAAUUUUGACUGAUUAUACCUUAAAAGAGGUUGUUGAAAAAUAUCUUACUCUCAAUAGGAUAGGUUUCGAUAAAGAAGGAUCACCAGUUCUUUAUUCGCAUUUUGGAAAUUUAGACACAAAAGGCAUGCUUAAAUCGAUAAAAAAAUCCGAUGCAAUGAAAAGCAUUGUAAGAAGGCUUGAAACUGACAUUUUAGCUAUGAAAGAAGAAAGUGCUAAGCGAGGUAAAACCGUGGAUAAGUGGAUCUAUAUAUUCAAUUUCGAAAACUUUUCAUUCUCAACAGCUACCCACAAACAAACUCUGGAUACCUUAAGCAGUUUAGUCACAAUGUAUGAAGCAAACUAUCCAGAGAGGUUAAAAGCAGGUUAUUUAAUAAAUGCGCAAUUUUACUUCACAUUAGCAUUUUCUGUGAUCAAACCUUUCUUAUCUGGUCCAACGAUCAAGAAAAUCAACAUAUUUGGAAGAGAUGGAUGGAAAGAAGCAUUGCUAAAAAGUAUUGAUGCUGAUGUUUUGCCUGCUUUUCUCGGUGGUACGCGCACUGAUCCUGAUGGAAAUCCAGCAUGUAAAACAUUUAUAAAUUAUGGUGGAUUGGUUCCAGAACGCUAUUACAUUCGCAGAUCAAGCAAACAAUUUUCUCAACUCCCUGGAAUCAAGAAAUAUACUGUAACAAGAAUGUCUAAAGUAGAACUCAUCAUGACCGUAACCGAACCUGGUUCAUACGUCGAAUGGGAAUUCGAAACUAAGAGUAAGGAUAUUGGCUUCUCACUGCUAUAUAAAGAAGACAAUAUGGACAAUUCCAAGGUCAAAGAACUUAUACCGAAGCAAAGGAUUGAUACAUACAUGUCCUCAGAAAUGGGCAUGUAUAAAUGUGAAAGGCCUGGAAUCUACAUCAUCGUGUUUGAUAACAGCUAUAGUUGGAUGUUUCAAAAGGAAGUAUACUGCAAAGCUGCUGUCGUAAGUCGGGAUCGUCAGACAGUUUCAAUUGUUGAAUGACUUUUUGAUUCAAUGAAAACAUCUAUGUCAUAUUCUUUUUUUAACCUAAUUUUCAUUCUCUAAAAGAAGAUUUUCAUCAUUAAUAAUGUACAUAACUGUUGGUGUGUUGUUCCAAAAUAAAGUAUUCUGGAUAUUUUAUUA
This is a messenger RNA of Stegodyphus dumicola, 1513 nucleotides long. Its product is annotated as SEC14-like protein 2. The record is from RefSeq and is a predicted model, not a curated record. Gene Ontology annotation, cellular component: cytoplasm. Lineage: Eukaryota; Metazoa; Arthropoda; Arachnida; Araneae; Eresidae.